Messenger RNA from Arabidopsis thaliana (thale cress), 2948 nucleotides. RefSeq names its product FZO-like protein (gene FZL). Gene Ontology annotation, molecular function: GTP binding. NCBI's taxonomy places the organism in Eukaryota, Viridiplantae, Streptophyta, Magnoliopsida, Brassicales, Brassicaceae. The transcript has 11 exons. Gene Ontology annotation, cellular component: chloroplast thylakoid membrane; chloroplast inner membrane. The record is from RefSeq and is marked reviewed. Bases 40 to 2262 code for a protein of 740 amino acids.
CACAGACGAAGGUAUCUCACUCUCUCUCUUUCUCUCUCCAUGAGAACUCUAAUCUCUCACCGGCAAUGUGUGACGUCACCGUUUCUUAUCUCCGCCGCAUCUCCACCGUUUCCUGGCCGGUGCUUUAAGUUAUCCUCCUUUACUCCUCCACGUCAUAGGCGUUUUUCUUCUCUCUCGAUCAGAAACAUUUCGCAUGAAUCCGCCGAUCAGACUUCUUCUUCUAGGCCGCGAACUCUUUAUCCUGGUGGUUACAAGCGUCCCGAACUCGCCGUUCCCGGUUUACUUCUCCGGCUAGACGCCGACGAGGUUAUGAGCGGGAAUCGUGAAGAGACUCUUGAUUUGGUCGACCGUGCUUUAGCUAAAUCGGUUCAAAUCGUCGUGAUUGAUGGCGGAGCCACCGCUGGUAAGCUCUACGAGGCGGCUUGUUUGCUGAAAUCACUUGUCAAAGGCCGUGCUUACCUCUUGAUCGCUGAACGUGUUGAUAUCGCCUCCGCCGUUGGUGCUAGUGGUGUUGCUCUCUCCGACGAAGGUCUUCCGGCGAUUGUGGCGAGAAACACAUUGAUGGGAUCCAACCCCGACUCGGUACUUCUUCCACUGGUAGCUCGGAUUGUGAAGGAUGUUGAUUCUGCUCUAAUUGCCUCAAGCUCCGAGGGUGCUGAUUUCCUUAUACUUGGAUCUGGUGAAGAAGAUACGCAAGUGGCGGAUUCUUUGUUGAAGAGCGUGAAAAUACCGAUAUAUGUGACUUGCAGAGGCAAUGAAGAAGCUAAAGAAGAAUUGCAGUUACUGAAAUCAGGUGUUUCUGGUUUUGUUAUUUCGUUGAAAGAUUUGCGUUCUUCUAGGGAUGUAGCUCUUCGCCAGAGUCUUGAUGGAGCUUAUGUUGUAAAUAAUCAUGAGACACAAAAUAUGAAUGAACUGCCGGAGAAAAAGAAUUCUGCUGGCUUCAUAAAAUUAGAGGACAAACAGAAACUAAUAGUAGAAAUGGAGAAAUCUGUGUUGAGAGAGACGAUUGAAAUCAUCCACAAGGCGGCUCCACUGAUGGAGGAAGUCUCCCUUCUAAUUGAUGCUGUUUCUCGGAUCGAUGAGCCGUUUCUGAUGGUUAUAGUGGGGGAAUUUAACUCUGGAAAAUCAACGGUUAUCAAUGCACUUCUUGGGAAGAGAUACCUGAAAGAAGGGGUAGUCCCCACUACCAAUGAAAUCACGUUUCUGUGCUACUCUGACUUGGAAUCCGAAGAGCAACAACGUUGCCAAACACAUCCAGAUGGCCAAUAUGUAUGCUAUCUUCCUGCACCAAUACUUAAGGAUAUAAAUAUUGUUGACACACCUGGGACCAAUGUGAUCCUUCAAAGGCAACAGCGUCUUACAGAAGAAUUUGUUCCACGUGCAGAUUUGCUUGUUUUUGUUCUUUCUGCUGACCGCCCUUUAACUGAAAGUGAGGUUGCGUUUCUCCGGUACACACAGCAGUGGAAAAAGAAAUUUGUGUUUAUUCUGAAUAAAUCUGAUAUCUAUCGUGAUGCUCGUGAGCUUGAGGAAGCUAUUUCAUUUGUUAAAGAGAAUACACGGAAGUUGCUUAAUACAGAAAAUGUGAUAUUGUAUCCGGUGUCCGCACGGUCUGCUCUUGAGGCGAAGCUUUCAACAGCUUCUUUGGUUGGCAGAGAUGAUCUUGAGAUCGCAGAUCCUGGUUCUAAUUGGAGAGUCCAGAGCUUCAAUGAACUUGAGAAAUUUCUUUAUAGCUUCUUGGAUAGCUCAACAGCUACCGGGAUGGAGAGAAUAAGGCUUAAAUUGGAGACACCCAUGGCGAUUGCUGAGCGUCUCCUUUCUUCUGUGGAAGCUCUUGUGAGACAAGAUUGCCUAGCUGCUAGGGAAGACUUGGCUUCAGCAGACAAGAUUAUCAGUCGAACUAAAGAAUACGCGCUUAAGAUGGAAUAUGAGAGCAUUUCUUGGAGAAGGCAGGCUCUCUCGUUGAUUGAUAAUGCCAGAUUACAAGUUGUUGAUCUGAUAGGAACUACCCUGCGACUAUCAAGCCUUGAUCUUGCGAUCUCGUACGUGUUCAAAGGGGAAAAAUCGGCCUCAGUAGCAGCUACAUCCAAAGUUCAAGGUGAAAUACUCGCUCCAGCACUCACAAAUGCGAAAGUAAGUGUGAUGCUUUAUUCUUUGAGUAUUGGCCUAACUGGGGACAUGUUGGUCAUAUAUAUGAGGAAUUGCUUGGAAAAUAUGCUGAAUGGCUACAAUCAAAUACUGCCCGUGAAGGGAGUCUGUCUCUGAAAUCAUUCGAAAACAAAUGGCCAACAUAUGUCAAUUCAAAAACGCAAUUGGGCAUAGACACAUAUGACUUACUUCAGAAAACUGAUAAAGUCAGCUUGAAAACAAUACAGAACUUGAGUGCCGGAACCACAUCAAAACGAUUGGAACAAGAUAUUCGAGAAGUGUUCUUUGUGACAGUUGGUGGGCUUGGAGCUGCAGGACUGUCUGCAUCACUUCUAACCUCAGUGCUACCGACCACACUGGAAGAUCUUCUUGCUCUUGGCCUUUGCUCCGCUGGAGGGUAUGUGGCUAUAGCAAACUUCCCAUAUCGAAGACAGGCUAUAAUUGGUAAGGUGAAUAAAGUGGCUGAUGCGUUGGCUCAACAGCUCGAAGACGCUAUGCAAAAAGAUCUUUCAGAUGCGACGAGUAAUCUAGUUAACUUUGUGAAUAUUGUUGCCAAGCCUUAUCGAGAAGAAGCUCAGCUAAGACUUGAUCGUCUUUUAGGAAUCCAGAAAGAAUUAUCAGAUAUUAGAAGUAAAUUACAGUUGCUACAAGUUGAUAUUGAUAACCUUCAUGUAUCACGAGACGAGAUGAGACUUUAGCUAUUCCAACACAAUGUCGGGUUUUCCCUUCUUGACAUUGUUCAGUGGGGGGCAAGUGUAUGUACUUUGUCAUAAUGAAUAAUACCUGCCAGUUCCGACUUGAAA